UUUUACGCACUCUGUGGUCAAAAGUUUCUUGUGGCAGAAAGAGAACGCGUGAUGAUAGAAAAAGCCAAAUUUUCAUACCAAAUAAUUUGGAAGUUUCGCUAGCCUGGGUCUGACGAAUAUGACUUCAUUUUCAUCAGAACAUUCAUGGAGCAGACGUUGUUCAACUGAAACUGUUUUCAGCAUCCAGGGUAAAGAAACUGAUAUUGUGCGUGACACGAGUGACACAGAGUGGGCGAGCAGCGAGGAGGAGCGCGACGUUGAGUACGAGCCUGUGACGGAGCCCGAGGACGACGCCCCGCUCUCCUGGGAGUCCUCCAGCGGCAGCGACAACGAAAUAAUAACGACAAAAGUGAUAGAAGUAUCAAUGCGAGAUGACGGCGACCUCGUGUUCGCAGACUCCGAGCAGACAGAGUCGAAUGGCAGCGAUAGCGAGAUCGACCUGCACGACUACUGGUAUUGUGCGCAGUGUCUCGCUCGCAACAACAACCCCCUCUACCGGUACUGCGAGAAGUGCUUCAAGGUACGUAAAAACUUCUUCCCGCCGAGGCCGAAACGGAAACACAAGCGUAACUCGCUCGAGCGCGACAACACACGAAUAGAUCCUGAAAUAAAUACCAAAGACGAGGAUAUCGUCGUAUCUAGGUUCGAUUCCGACAACCUGGCGCGUCUGUCGCAGGACUCGGGGGUGGAAUCCUUAGGCAUCAUAUCUGCCUCCAGUCAAGAACUGGGUCGUAGCGAGGUGGUCGCUCUCUCGGCAGAUAAUGAAGUCAUAAGUGAGACUAGUUUAAGUCAAAAUGUGAUAUUAAAUAGACGUCGGAAACGUCGCGCGGAAUCCGCUGACCGUAGGGACAAACGUAUGAAAGUUGACUAUUCAGAUAGUGAAAGUGAUUCUGAGAGAGAAACGAAAGUUAAACCUUUAGUUAAAAUGGUUAGUGAUCCAUCUUUAUCCAUACAGGAGAUAGAUUCAGUUAAAUUGUCCAAAAAGGCGAUUAUUAAUUCGAUAAAAGAAAAUCUAGAUGGUAAUGAUAAUAUGUGCAUAAUUUGCUUCUCAAAGCCAAAGUCUGGUGUCUUUGUUCAUGGUAGAAUUGCACAUAUAUGUUGUUGUUAUAACUGCGCAGUGAAAGUUUGGGCUAAAGCUAAACGUUGUCCCGUCUGUAACUGUAAAGUCAGUAAUGUUCUUAAAGCGGUCGUUAUGUAGUCGUUAAUAUUUAUAAAUAACUUGUUGAUUAUCUUUUGUUGGUCGUUGUUUAAUUAUUAAUUAUUGGGUUACUAAAGUAAACAGUGGCCAUGUACAAUCAUAAUUUGCUUAAAUAAAAAAGAUUAAUUCACAUAGACUUCUCAAAUACAAAGGUAAUUUGUGCAAAGUGAAGAAAAAAAAGCUUUGUUUAUGUUGUAGAAGUGUGGGUAUAAUUCUAGAAUAACAUUUUCAUACUAUAGAUUCAGGGUACAUAUCUGGAAUUUAUCGAUACAUUUUCAAUUCAAUAUAGGUUUAAAUCUAGAUUUAGGCGUUGUGGCUAUGUACCUGAUCAAAUGAUCGCGUGGAUUUUGUAUAUAGUAAAUAGAAAAAUUUUCAAAUUGCAUUAAAAUUGUCUAGUUUUUUAGAGUGAGAUAUUCAAAGUAAAUCUAUUAUGAUUAGAUUAACAAGUUUUCCACCGAAAAGAGAUAAUAUAUUGUUUAUGUAAGGUCUAGGUUAGGUCCUAAAAGUAAAUAGGUUAAAUACAAAAAAAUCUUCACAUAAUUUAAGUUCAAAUGAGGUUUCGACCUAAAUUAAUAUAACCUCAAAUCUUAUUUUAGUUUUCUUUAGUUCGAA
Messenger RNA from Papilio machaon (common yellow swallowtail), 1810 nucleotides. Its product is annotated as E3 ubiquitin-protein ligase Mdm2. NCBI's taxonomy places the organism in Eukaryota, Metazoa, Arthropoda, Insecta, Lepidoptera, Papilionidae. The coding region runs from base 119 to 1198 and encodes 359 amino acids. The record is from RefSeq and is a predicted model, not a curated record. The transcript has 5 exons.